This is a messenger RNA of Aedes albopictus (Asian tiger mosquito), 1840 nucleotides long. RefSeq names its product protein O-glucosyltransferase 2-like. Gene Ontology annotation, molecular function: glucosyltransferase activity. Gene Ontology annotation, cellular component: endomembrane system. The coding region runs from base 248 to 1771 and encodes 507 amino acids. The record is from RefSeq and is a predicted model, not a curated record. The transcript is spliced from 3 exons. Lineage: Eukaryota; Metazoa; Arthropoda; Insecta; Diptera; Culicidae.
UUCUUCGACUUCUUCUGAUGAUUUUCCCCUCUCUGCUGUGUACCGUUUGUUUGCAAACAAACCAAAGUCGCCGGCUGCCUACUCCCUUCUCGCUUUUCUUCCCACGACUUUGCGUGCAGAGAUGUCAUGGAUCAUAACGGCAGAAAUCGAGAGUCCUGCGAUGUUCGCUGCGCUCGCUGACUGGACCGUAAUAAUUUAUUCAUUGAAAGCAAAACACUAAUUAUUACAUGAAUAUAUUUAGUAGAACAUGAAAAGUUUGUUCGAUAUUGCGUUGGUGCUGAUCGCGAUCCAAUUACCAUUCCUCCAGGGCGACAACUCGCCGCUGUUGGAUCACGGUAGAACACGAGUAUGGGGACCCGGUCUGGAGCUAGCCGACAAGCUUCCGCUGAAUGCGAGGUAUUUUUACAUCGAACCAAGAGACGUGCAGAAUAACAUAAUAACAGAUCCGUUGAAGUAUCGGAUUUUGUUCAAAGGUCGUUCCGUAUUGGGGGAAUGUCGCGUAAGAAUAGAGCAAAUAGAUCGGUUCGAUGGAUCAUCCCUGAUCCGAUACAAACUGGCAGAGACAUGCUGGGACACGGAAAUUCACGUACUGUACGGAGAACGACAUUUGGGAAGCUCUCCUUACAGGUUUAGCGGGAAGCUGUACACCGAAAACUGCAACUGUCCUCAGGCCCAUCUGGAGGAGUGGGUUGAACAGAUCGGAUGCCCUAGCUCGGACCCGCAAAUCGAAAGCGACCUCAUUCCAUUCCGAGCCGUCAAUUUCUCCAGUCUAAGACCAAGGAUUAUCCAGCAGUACGACAAGCCGGGAAGUGUAUCAUUGUGCAAUUAUGUGAUCAAGCAUAAUGAGAUCUAUCGAACCUGCUAUGGACGGUAUACAGGAUUCAAGAUGUAUAUGGAUGCCUUGUUGCUCUCAUUGACACGAAAAACUAUCCUCCCCGAUAUGGAGUUGUUCGUCAAUCUUGGUGAUUGGCCACUGGUUACAAAAGGGGGCCACCGGCGUACGACCGGACCGUAUCCGGUGUUCUCGUGGUGCGGCAGCGAUGAUACCUUCGAUAUCGUAAUGCCAACGUAUGACAUCGUUGAAGCCACGCUGGAAGCCAUGAAUCGUGUCACCCUUGAUAUGCUCUCCGUUCAACGGAAGGGAACUCCCUGGAAGGAUAAGGAGCCCAAAGCAUUUUGGCGUGGUCGGGAUGCGUGUCGUGAACGACUCGAUCUGGUGGGAAUAUCGCAGAAGCAUCCGGACCUUGUGAAUGCUUCCCUGACUAAUUUCUUCUUCUUUCGAGACGAGGAGAAACGGUACGGUCCCAAGGUGGCGCACAUAUCAUUUUUCGACUUUUUCAACUACAAGUAUCAGAUCAAUGUGGAUGGCACGGUGGCAGCAUACCGGUUACCAUACCUUCUCGGUGGAUCUUCGGUAGUAUUCAAACAGGACUCCAAGUAUUACGAGCAUUUCUACAACAAACUUCAAAAGUGGAAGGAAUUUGUCCCACUCAAGAAAGAUUUGUCCGACUUGGUGGAAAGUAUCGAGAAGGCGAAGACAACCGACGAUACAAUGCUAGGCAUUCGCGAUAAUGCGAAAAGCUUCGUGGAAAAGCACUUGCUACCAAAAUCCAUUCUCUGUUAUUAUGGAUUGUUGUUCAAGGAUUAUGCGAAGAGCAUUGUCAGUUCCAUUCAGGUACUACCGAACAUGGAAAAGGUGGAUCAGCCAACAGCUAGCGCCAAUUGUGAAUGUGAUAUGAUGCAACACGAAAAUAGUCAUGAUGAACUUUAGUAAAUGGUUGUUUUAGAAACAUUCCACUUUGUAUUAGAAAAGAUCUGAAUGAAUCUAUAUAUAUAUAAA